Molecule: messenger RNA, 915 nt
Organism: Pelmatolapia mariae (spotted tilapia)
Lineage: Eukaryota; Metazoa; Chordata; Actinopteri; Cichliformes; Cichlidae
Product: olfactory receptor 6N2-like
Exons: 1
Coding region: 16-915 (299 amino acids)
Biological process (GO): G protein-coupled receptor signaling pathway; detection of chemical stimulus involved in sensory perception of smell
Cellular component (GO): membrane
Molecular function (GO): odorant binding; olfactory receptor activity; G protein-coupled receptor activity
Source: RefSeq, a predicted model, not a curated record
UUUACGAAUGCUGAAAUGAAUCUAACAUAUAUAACCUUCGGUGGUCACGUGGAAGUGGAGAAAUACCGUUAUCUUUAUUUUGUGAUCAUGUUUAUGGUGUAUGUUCUUAUAAUUUGCAGCAAUUCCACUAUUGUGUGGCUUGUUGUAGUUCAAAAAAGCCUCCAUGAGCCUAUGUACAUUUUCAUUGCUGCUUUGUUAGUGAACUCUGUUAUUUUGAGCACUGUCAUCUACCCGAAGCUUUUGAUUGACUUCUUAUCUGAAAAACAGAUUAUUUUGUAUCAAGCCUGUCUCUUUCAAGUAUUCCUGUUUUAUGCCUUAAGUUGCUCAGAAUUCUUACUGCUGUCAGCCAUGGCUUAUGACAGAUAUGUGUCUAUAUGUAAACCUCUGCAAUAUCCAACUAUCAUGAGAAGAACAAGGGUCAAUAUUUUCCUGGUUUUGUGCUGGUUUUUACCUGCUAUUCAGGUUGCAGUGCCAAUAGUAGGAAAUGCAAAUACACCACUCUGUAACUUUACUCUGAAAGGUAUUUUUUGUAACAAUUCGGUCAACCAUCUUUAUUGUGUCAAUUCAAGAGAAUUAUCUAUAUAUGGUAUGGUUGUUCUAUUUAGUGUUGCACUUUCUCCUAUGUUUUUCAUACUUUUUACAUACAUAAAGAUAAUUAUAGUUGCCUAUGAGAGUUGUGGAAAUGUCAGAAAAAAAGCUGCACAAACCUGUUUGCCUCAUGUGCUAGUUCUAAUUAACUAUUCUUGUUUGCUUAUGUAUGAUAUGGUUAUAGUUAGACUGGAAUCAGAGUUUCCUAAAACUGCACGUUUUAUAAUGACAUUACAGUUUGUAAUAUAUAACCCUCUCUGCAAUCCAAUCAUAUAUGGACUAAAGAUGAAAGAAAUUUCUAAACACCUCAAAAUACUGUUCAGUUAA